AGAAUCUCUUAGUAGACAAAGAAAUAAUAAAAGUUGGGGUAGAUCCUGCAGGAGAUGCUCAAAAAUUGCAAGAAGACAAUGGCAUUUACGUGGCUAGCACCUUCGACAUACGUUACUUGGCCGUUAUGCUUCGGUGUAAACCACUUAGUUUGGAAAAAUUGUCGCGAUCAUUGUUAAACGUUGAUUUUGUUAAGCGAUGGUAUAUAGCUAAGUCAAAUUGGGAAUUUGACAAGUUGGACCCUGAUCAAGUCGAAUACGCUGCUAAUGACGCUUUCGCGGGUAUAGAGAUUUUUAAGCAUUUGGCCAAUCGACUGAAGCCCAGGAAUUAUUGGAACUUCACAAACGCGGACUUUAUGGCAAUCAUGUCCGAAAUUCAAUACCUCUUGGACCGUGGUUUUUCCAAAGACACACCAAUAACGCUGUCACAAGAUAUUCCAAUAACGCGUUUACAGUUCUGUCCAUUGGUUAGCGAACCCCACUACUACAACGUUGCACUACUUUCCCAUAAAGAUUAUCUUCUUGCAGCGCCAAAUGGCCGACCUUUGUGUGUCGUGAGUAAAUCGAAAGGCAAAUGGUAUUUACAAGAAAGAUUAGGGGAGAAAAUAAAAUCGGAAGCAUUUACCAUACGUUUAUACAACCAACCGUUUGCUGAAGAAAAUGGUUAUUGGCUGACCUCUAAUCAACAUGAAUGCGUUGUCUGCGGGCAAAAAGAUGCUUUUGUUUCUAAAGAUGUGGUGCCGAGCGAAUAUCGUAUGCAUUUUCCAUUGAUAACCCAGUUUUUUACUUCAAGCGACGUCCUGCAUUUAUGCCCCAAAUGUAACGUUUCAGAUAUUAUAUCCGAUAUUAGAAUACGUACUGCAUUGAGCCAAAAGUGCGAUGCUCCUUACAGCUUUGACCAGGUCACAGAAGUAAAAACGGCUGCAGAAACACUAUUAACUGACGACAAUGCUAUAUCGACAGGAAAACGCAACCAUUUAAAAACUAUUUUGUCAACUCAUUUUGAAGAAGGCUACAUUGAUCACCAGAGGAUAGUUGAGGCGUCAAAUCAAUAUUCAGACUGGCCAGAGUACGAACACGGUGAAAAAGUAGUAAAUAAAUUUCAAACAGAAUUUGGAGGUUUAAAGGAAUUGGAAAUAUUUUGGAGGAAUAAUUUUGUUGCGGAUAUGAAACCGAAGAACUUACCAUCUUUUUGGAAUUGGCCGAUAGAUUGGAAGUACAAGCCUGAAGUGAUAAGGGUCGUUGCAUAGUUUAUCCGUUUAAGAAUAUGUAGGAGAGUUCUUAAAUUUUAUA
Molecule: messenger RNA, 1290 nt
Organism: Glossina fuscipes
Lineage: Eukaryota; Metazoa; Arthropoda; Insecta; Diptera; Glossinidae
Product: exonuclease 3'-5' domain-containing protein 2-like
Exons: 5
Coding region: 126-1247 (373 amino acids)
Molecular function (GO): nucleic acid binding
Source: RefSeq, a predicted model, not a curated record